Molecule: messenger RNA, 1182 nt
Organism: Colletotrichum orchidophilum
Lineage: Eukaryota; Fungi; Ascomycota; Sordariomycetes; Glomerellales; Glomerellaceae
Exons: 1
Coding region: 1-1182 (393 amino acids)
Source: RefSeq, a predicted model, not a curated record
AUGGAUCUCCAACAAGCACCGCCAUCCCGUGGUAACCUGACUGUCCUCGACCGUCUUACUCUGCUACCAGUCGAGCUCCAAAAGCAGGUUCUGCUCGAAUACCUCACGGUAAGUAAGCCUCCCUGCGCCCUCGCCCUCUUCGUGCCCGACUGGGGCGUCUGCGCCCACGCCUCGGACCCCGUGAACGAGAUUUACGACCUCCAGCGGAUCGAUGUCUACAUCAAGGGCGUGGCCGGCGCCAAAGGUGAGUUCGAGUUCGGGGUGAAUCACGGCGAUGGAGAUCAUGCGUCCUUUCCGUUGAUGAAGCAGAUGGAGAAGAGUCCUCCACCGCACGGGCAGCAUGAUGGUGCUUCAUUGCGGGAAGAACUCGAUAAGAGGUUCCCGACGGCGAUGGAAUGGGCUCUGCGCGAUAUUGGACGGAACGGGCUAGGAGGGUUUGAGCAGAUCUGGCCGAGGGGCCCGGAUGACGAAGUAGGUAGGCGCAUGGCUGGCGGGGCGCUGGUCUUCCGUGAAGAGAGCGGCCGCGAACGCUUGCGUGGUCGAGUCGUCAACCGUCAUCCCUUGACAAGAGCCGCAGACUGGAAGUCGAGCAUGGAAUCGCCGCGACAUCUGAUGUUCAAUGGCUUCCCCUCGGAUCCCUGGCUCCAGCUCCGCCUGCGGCGAAACGCUCUCACUAACUUCCGAUGCGAAAUGGAAAUCGUCGUCGAACGGGGAUCCGAGCUGCGCGCCGUCGAUUGGGCCGCCAUGACGCAGCUCGAGACGCUCUUUCUCGAUCUGCGAACAUAUGCCCGGGGCGGUAGUCUCCACCGGGACGGUAUCCGGCGCGGCGCGGCGCGGAUGGGCUGUCUGCGGCUCGGGUGUCUCGUCGUCGCGGGUUUGCGGACGGGGGAGAGGUACGUUCAGUCGCGGUCGCCCGGCUGGCGGCUGUGUGAGUGGGAGACGGACGACGAGGAGGUUGGUGGUGGGGUGAAUUGGGUCAAGGUGUUUUCGCCGGCGCUGGGGGAGGGUGGCAGGAUGGUGUUUGUUGAUCAAAGGGUGGUGGAUGUCGACUGGGACGGGUGGAGGGUCAGGGCUGAGGGGUCAGGGCUGCUGCUUCCUGCGGUUGAGGAGGGCUUGGAUGGGGAUCGUGUGAGUGAGGCGUAUUUGAGGCAUGUGGACAAGGUGAUGGGCGAUGGUAAGUAA